AUGGAUCACAAUGAGAACUCUCCGAAGCCUCUUAAUUGUGUAGGUGCUUCAAGAAACACAUCAGUUGUUGUUGUAACACUAGAGACCAGUGAAGUAUAUAUUAUAGCCAGCUUGUCUUCUAGGGCUGACACCCAGGUGAUAUAUAUUGAUCCAACAAGCGGUGCACUUCGGUACACUGGGAAGCCAGGUGUUGAUGUUCUUAUGUCCGAAAAUGAAGCUUUUGAUCACAUUACAAAUGCAUCAAAAUGGCAAUGCAGGAGCGCAACCCAUGCGAGGGCAAUUCUGGGUUAUGCAGCCCUUGGAAGCUGUGGUAAAGGCGAACUGAAGAAUGUUCAGGAGUUAACUGAGCUUGACAUUGAUGGGAAACACUACUUCUGUGAGACAGCAGACAUAACUCGACCUUUUCCCAGUCGUAUGCCUUUAGAAAAGCCUGAUGAUGAAUUCGUAUGGAAUGGAUGGCUAUCAAUGCCUUUCAAACACAUUGGUCUUGCGCAGCAUUGUGUCAUUCUACUGCAGGGCUUUGCAGAAUGUCGAAACUUUGGAAGCUUGUGUCAGCUAGAAGGGAUUGUUUCUCUGACAGCUCGUCGUAGUAGGCUACAUCCUGGGACUCGAUACUUGGCUCGGGGGUUAAAUUCUUGUUUCAGUACAGGAAAUGAGGUGGAGUGUAACAACUUGUUUGGGUGCCCAAAAAGAGUAGUGAAAGCGUUCCCUUUAAUACAUAUAUCUGGCGACGUGGUACUAUUCCAAUAUGGUGGGGUGCAGAGUUAA
Messenger RNA from Linum trigynum, 768 nucleotides. Lineage: Eukaryota; Viridiplantae; Streptophyta; Magnoliopsida; Malpighiales; Linaceae. The record is from the annotation of a GenBank genome assembly.